This is a messenger RNA of Thelazia callipaeda (thelaziosis nematode), 294 nucleotides long. Lineage: Eukaryota; Metazoa; Nematoda; Chromadorea; Rhabditida; Thelaziidae. The record is from the annotation of a GenBank genome assembly.
AUGCGAACUUGCGGUGCUUCUCAGUAUGUUUGUUGUUCGCUGAUUGUUUAUAAAGCAACAGAGCAUCCAAUUGACGAAGAUGGCUCAAUCAUCAUUAAUUGCAUUCUUCGGAUUGAAGAAUGCUUCAUUAUGGAUGGACAAGAUGAAAAAUUUAACAAUGCGAGUUAUUUUGGGAGUUUGGGUCCUUCCUUACUUGUGAGAGGCUUUGGCCGUCCAGCAUUUGAAGCAGAAAUGGAGUGGGUUCUUAACACAGUAGCAAACGAAGACUGGAUCGAACAAAGCAAAAACUUGUAA